UUGAAACGAGAUGAUUAUUGUGGUCCUUUUCAACCCAGGCCAUUCUGUGAUUCUAUGAUUCUCAUACAGAACUUUCUGUAUUCCAUUUUUUGCCAAUGCUCUGUUGUUGAGCACCACUGGAAAGAGCCUGACCCCAUCCACUUGACUUCUACCCAUUAGAUAUUUAUAAGCAGUGAUAAGAUAACCUCAGUCUUUUCCAGGCUGAAGACUCCCUGUCCUCUCAGCCUUUCCUCAUAAAGGAGAUAUUCCAGGCCCCUCAUCACCUUUUCAGAUUGCCAAUGGAUUCUUUCCAGGAGAUCCCUGUCUUUCUUGAACUGAGAAGCCCAGAACUGGACACAGUAUUCCAGAUGUGGCAUCACCAGGGCAGACUACAGAGGGAGAAUAACCUCCUUUGUCCUGCUGCUGGCCAAACUCCUUUUAAUGACUCCCAGGAUAGCAUUGGUUUUCUUGGACACAAGUGCACAUUGCUGGCUCACAGUCAACCUGCUGGACACCAGGACAACUAUGUCCUUCUCUGAAGAGCUCCUUCCCAGCAUGUCAGCCCCUAACCUGUACUGAUGCAAGCAGUUAUUUCUCCCCAGGUGUAGGACUCUAUACACUUGCCCUUGCUGAACUUCAUUGGGUUCCUCUUCAUCCAACUCUCCAGCCCGUCCAGGUCUUGUGGAAUUGCAGCAUAGACUUUUGGUGUGUCAGCCAUUCCUCCUAGCUUUGUAUCAUCAGGAAACCUGCUGAGGGUGCAUUCUAUCCCUCCAUCUAAGUCACUGAUGAAGAUGUUGAACAAAACUGGGCCUAAUACCAACCCCGAGGAAAUACCACUAGCUACAGGCCUCCAACUAGACGCUGUGCUGCUGAUCACAGAUCUCUGAGCUCUGCUAGCAUAAUAACAUCCACUGCUCUCCUCUCAUCUACCCAACUGGUCAUGACAGUCACUAGGUGAAGGCACUGCAGAUGAAUAAAGGUAAAAUUAUACAGCUAUAAAAUGACUGUAUAUAACAUGCAAACUUUCCAGCUUAACAAAAAGCAACAUGAGUAAUCCCAUCCUGUCAAGCUUUGUGGUGGUGAUGGUGGAAGUUGUAUAUUGUGAUAAUUCCCUGGUUACAUGUCAUUGCACCUUGUCUAAUUUCCUUACCUCAGGCUACAUCUUCUCAUGUUUAUCUGACACAACCAGAGGAGAUCAUGCAACUGAUAUAACAAGGUGCCCAACAUUUGCAGUGCUGAACAACAUCAUUAAUGUUCAUGAAAUGCUUUCCUUUUCAUGAGAAAAGCAGGAAAAAAAACAUUUUUUUUCCUUUUCCUCAUCAACUUUUAUCAAAUACAGUAAUUUACCCAUCCUGUUUGUUGCAGAGUUAAAUACUGGUGGUUUCAAUAGGUGUCAGUGGGAGAACAGUCUCUGCUUUGAUGCUGCAAGGUCAGUAUGUCCAUCCCUCUUAUCUCAGCCGGGCAGCUGGACCACAAAUCAGGAGUGAAGCCAGGUGAGGGGACCUGUGACAGAGCUGUGAAGGAGGACAGGGAGCUGGCAGCGCUCAGGCCCUGGCAACAGGGAGCUAUGGUAGACAUCAGGCCCUUGGUGCGGCGUCACUGGGUAGGAAGGGGCAGCACCAGCACCCAUGGAAAACAUCCCUCCCAACAGUGCAGGCAGCACCCUGGUUUGGCAUGGAGCACUUGGGAGCUGCUGGCUAUGUUGGCAGCCAGCCUGCUGCUGCUCUGCAUCCCGCUGUGCUACCAGGCCUUUCAUUUCCACGUGGCACAAGCCUACGCACGCCUUGGGUACCCCCACGCCCAGCACAUCGUGGGGCAGAGGUAUCUGCAAGGUGCUGGAGUGGAAAAAAAUGAGAAGCUGGCCAUGCACUGGUUCAGGCAAGCAGCAGGACAGGGCCACCCACACUCCUCCUUCAGCCUGGCACUGGGAGCUCUCAGCAACAUGACGGCAGCAGAGGAGGAAAGGGAAGUGGAAAAACUCCUUGGUGUGGCUGCAGCCCAUGGGCUCCGAGAAGCUCAGGAACUUUUGGAGAACAUUCUCAAGAGCAGAAAGCUGCCCUGAAUGACUGCACCAGCCUUGUCUUCUUCUGCACCUUUAUUGAAAUCGAAUUAUGAGCUGGAGAUCACACCUCAUACCAAUUCAUCUCCUGA
This is a messenger RNA of Meleagris gallopavo (turkey), 2130 nucleotides long. RefSeq lists its product as uncharacterized. Gene Ontology annotation, molecular function: protein binding. Lineage: Eukaryota; Metazoa; Chordata; Aves; Galliformes; Phasianidae. The record is from RefSeq and is a predicted model, not a curated record.